Messenger RNA from Cryphonectria parasitica EP155, 355 nucleotides. RefSeq lists its product as uncharacterized. NCBI's taxonomy places the organism in Eukaryota, Fungi, Ascomycota, Sordariomycetes, Diaporthales, Cryphonectriaceae. The transcript has a single exon. The record is from RefSeq and is a predicted model, not a curated record. Bases 40 to 348 code for a protein of 102 amino acids.
UAACAUUUGGCUGCUCGACCUAUAAUGUAGUAUCCAAACAUGACAUUUCUGAUUCCAACCACUGUUUGCGCGUGUCUCUCUCUCUCUGUGUGUGUGUGUGUUCUUAUCACAUCCAAAUCAUCCAGCCGGUCGAGACCCAAGCCGGUUCUAUGCUCCUUUUCCACCCAUAUCCAUACGGGCCUUCCCCCAACGCCACAAAACACCUACACUACUCGGCUUGCUGGUUUGCACGAGGCACACCGCCGAGGAAAAGAGAAGAAGCAAAUAAAAUCCACCAAAGAAAUUUUGAUCGGCAAAGAGAUAUGUAUCCCAGGCCUCGGUAACGUUGAGAGGUUUGGUUUCUCUUAGAAUGGCG